Elgaria multicarinata webbii is the source of this 2095-nucleotide messenger RNA. It is a transcript of the gene PUS1, whose product is annotated as pseudouridine synthase 1. The record is from RefSeq and is a predicted model, not a curated record. The transcript has 7 exons. Gene Ontology annotation, molecular function: pseudouridine synthase activity; RNA binding. Lineage: Eukaryota; Metazoa; Chordata; Lepidosauria; Squamata; Anguidae. Gene Ontology annotation, biological process: mRNA pseudouridine synthesis; tRNA pseudouridine synthesis. Gene Ontology annotation, cellular component: nucleus. The coding region runs from base 92 to 1411 and encodes 439 amino acids.
CGUGGUCCAGGACUGGAGGCAGCUGCUACAAUCUGCCCCGCUGCUGCUAGCGGAGGCGGCGUCCGACUGAUGCAUUGUUCAGAGUCCGGGCAUGCCUUUCUCCUGGCUUGGCUUGAAGGUCCUGAGGUUGGCUGCUGAUCCCUUUGCGAGAACAGCCACCAGCGGCUGGUGGUCGAAUAAAAUCAACAGCUGUCUCGCCAUGGCCGAGAAGCUGGGGAUCGCAGCCGGCGGCCAGGCCAAGGCGCCGAAGAGCGGCAAGAGUAAGGUGGAGGAGGAAGAUGGCAAGCAGGAGGAGAACGGGCACGAAAUGAAACGGUUCAAGGCUGGCGAGGAGGAUAUCGAGGACGGCGCGAAGCGGUUUCCCAAGCGAAAGAUCGUGUUGCUGAUGGCGUAUUCGGGGAAAGGCUAUCACGGGAUGCAACGCAACGUGGGGAACGCUCAGUUCAAGACGAUUGAGGACGACCUGGUGUCGGCCCUCAUUCGGUCAGGGUGUAUCCCGGAGAACCACGGCGAAAUCAUGAAGAAAAUGUCCUUUCAGAGAUGCGCCAGGACGGACAAGGGUGUCUCUGCGGCUGGGCAAAUCGUCUCUCUGAAGGUCUGGCUGAUAGAAGACAUCAAGCGCAAGAUUAACGACCACCUUCCUCCUCAUAUACGGAUUCUAGGGCUCAAAAGAGUCACCGGAGGAUUCAACUCCAAGAACAAAUGUGACGCCCGGACCUACUCUUACAUGCUGCCGACCUUCGCCUUCGCGCACAAAGACCGCGAUCCUCAGGACGGCGCCUACCGCCUGAGCGCAGAGACUCUGGAGGCCGUCAACAGCCUUCUGGCUUGCUACAAGGGCACCCACAAUUUCCACAACUUCACCUCUCAGAAGGGUCCCAAAGACCCCAGCGCCAAGCGCUACAUCAUGGAGAUGUAUUGCGAGGCGCCCUUCGUGCGGGGAGGCCUGGAGUUCGCCGUCCUCAAGGUCAAAGGCCAGAGUUUCAUGAUGCACCAGAUCCGGAAGAUGAUCGGCCUGGUGAUCGCCAUUGUGAAGGGUUACGCCUCGGAGUCCAUCCUGGAGCGGAGCUGGGGGGAGGAGAAGGUGGACGUCCCCAAAGCCCCCGGGCUGGGCCUGGUUCUGGAGCGGGUCCACUUUGAGAAGUACAACAAGCGUUUCGGCAACGACGGACUCCACGAAGCCCUGGAGUGGGCGGAGGAAGAAGAGGAGAUUGCGGCCUUCAAGGAGCAACACAUCUACCCCACGAUUAUCGGUACGGAGAAGGAGGAGAGGUCCAUGGCGAACUGGCUGGAAACCCUCUCCAACCACGACUUCAACUCCACCGCGUCCAGGCUGCACGUGGACAACAACGGGGAUUCAAAGAACGACAAUGCCGAAGGCAGCGAUGGAUGUGGCGCUGAGUCAGACUGAGCUGAAACAGUUCCAGAUUUUGAUGGCCCACGCUGAUCCAAGCGACCCCUGUCCGGUAAACCCGGGUUUCCUCUCAAGCGGUGGCGUUCAUCUUUUCGUAAGGCGGCGAUGGGUCGCCAAGCUGGACUGUGAGAGGAGGAAAAGCGGAGGUGACCCUCGAAACAGGCUGCUUAAUCCCAAAGUACAGAGAUGAAGGGGAGUUUUGUCUGCUAGAGCUAAUUGCGCUUUAAUUAUGCUUGAUAAAAGACUUUUUCUUUCUUUCAAAAAAAGGUCCGCUGAAUCGUGUUAUUUUGCUGCCUUAAAUAUACAAGAGAAAAUAAUUCAGAAUCGGACUCUUAAGGAGGAGGGCAAGGGAUUCAUUACAAUUUUUAUUUCCUUUUUCAUUUUUGAUGGAAGCUAACGUUUCUUACUCUUCAUUUAGGCUUUCUCUGGCUGUUCUUCCUUCAUCUUGUCCAAGGAAGAAGAGACACCCGCCCCCCCCUUUUAAUUGCUAUGUCUGUUUUGCCUCAAGUCUUCCAGAGGUGAAAUAAUGUGAUGGUUGAGGUAAAUUUUGCCUGUGGACAUAUCUGACUUCCUACCCCUUCCCUGGUUUUAAUGAAUUAAUCGGCUUUUAGUGGACUUUUUAAAAAGAAUAUCUCUGCUCUUUUUUAAAAUAAAUAAAUAAAAGCUUCACACGUUAUAAUG